AUGGAAGUAAUAUCUCUCGGUCUUACAGCUCCAGCUGCCUUGAAUCAGGAUGUCGGCUCCGCUCCAAAGAAAAAGCGCACCAGGGAGGAGAAAGAAGCCAAGAGAGAAGCUAAAAGGUUAAAGAAGGAGAACCAAGCUGCGACUGCCCCUACAGAACCCGUACCAGCGGAUGAUGAUAUCUUCAACCAUCGGGAAAAAAAAGAUAGUCCGACGAAGGAGAGUCAGAAAGAAAGCAAGGAAGAGAAAGCCAGAAGAAAGACUGAAAAGGCUGAACGGAAAGCUAGGAAGACCAAUGGUGCUGCAACGCAAUCUGAGAAUGAUGGCAAGACAAUCAAGGCAAAACCGCAAAUAUCAUCAAAGAUAGCUGUACCUCCCAUUGAACCUCCUACCCAGACGAAAGUGACGAAGAGGGAAAAGUCCCAAACUACUCCGUUGAAAACACUCUCGCAAGCUGGCCCUUCUGCAUCGUCACAAUCACCUUCCAAACGACCUAUCCUGACCGCUAAACCCGUCAGACAACCGUCUACCCCAGCCAAGUCAUCGUCGCAGCGAUCUAGAUCGAAUACACCGAGAAGUAAAUCUGACGAGAAACCUGAUGACGCGACGUUGAAAGCUCGAUUGAAAGAUCAGAAAGCGGUUGAAGAGUGGUUAUCGAAUAAUUGGGUAUCCGAUGUUGAACUGAGGAGAUUGGAAAGAUUGGACAUCUUGAAGUAUAAAAAAGGCAAGCUCACGGAAGAUGAGAAAAUAGCAAUUAGGAAAGUACUUGAUACGUAUAAAAAGGUCAACCGACUGGAUGAUGAGAAAUUAAUAGAUACUAUCAUGGCGAAUACGACUACAUUCCCAACAGGUAGAGAUGGAUGGCAAGCAUUUUGGCUUGAGUUGGCUGGCGCUUGUCCCGGUAGGCCAGUUAGAUACGUCAUGAAAAUGGUACAGAGGAUGUAUGAUCCAAGAGGGCAUAAAGGUCAUUUCACCCCUGAAGAGGAUUCAAUGCUGAUCUCGGCGUACGAACUACAUCCUAACCAAUGGGGUAAGAUAGCCGAGAUAGUUGAAAGGACGUAUCACGAUUGUAGAGAUCGAUAUAUGAAAGAACUACAGCAUCGACAUACGCGUAACCAUGGGGAAUGGACCGAAGAGGAAGAACAAAAGCUUUUGGAAGCUGUGAAGAAGAUGAACAGACAGACGCAUAGAAAUGAGAUGGACAACGAAAAUAUACCUUGGGUUUUGGUGGUGAAGGAGAUGGGAGGAAUCAGGACGGUUGUGCAAUGUAGGAAGAAAUGGACGGAUGAGAUAUACCCUAGGAAAAAAUGGGGUUGGGAGAGUGGGCAUGAAAGAGAGAAUGAUUACAAGUUGGUCAGAAGACUUGAAACUCUCAAUUACCCCUCGGAGAAGCAUAUCAAAUGGAAAGAAGUACAGGAUGAUACAUUGAAGCAUAUGACAAAUCAUCAAGUCAGGCAGAUGUAUUAUCGAAUGAAGAAUAAGAUCGAAGACGCUGAAAAACUCACGUAUCCAGAAUUGGUUGAGCGAUUGAAAAGGAUUUGCGAGAACCUCGGACGGAUCAGUCGUAAGAAGAAGCCUAGUAGACCUGAAAUUGACACUUCUGACGAGGAAGACGAAUUAGAAGAGGAAGAAGGCGCAGCGAAGGAUGAGCAUGCUGAUGAGAAAGAAGACGAAGAUGGAAGUGGAUUGCAGGAAGAGCUGGAAGACAAGUAG
Kwoniella mangroviensis CBS 8507 is the source of this 1710-nucleotide messenger RNA. RefSeq lists its product as uncharacterized. Gene Ontology annotation, molecular function: DNA-binding transcription factor activity; transcription cis-regulatory region binding. The transcript is spliced from 7 exons. Lineage: Eukaryota; Fungi; Basidiomycota; Tremellomycetes; Tremellales; Cryptococcaceae. Gene Ontology annotation, cellular component: nucleus. Gene Ontology annotation, biological process: regulation of DNA-templated transcription. Bases 1 to 1710 code for a protein of 569 amino acids. The record is from RefSeq and is a predicted model, not a curated record.